AUGCCUGGUUUCUCGGAUUCAUUCUGGACUCCUGACUAUGCCACGGGCCUCGGGGUGCUGUACGGGAAGUUGCAGCAGGGAGUCGUGGAGAACAGGCAGAUCCUGACCAUCGCUUCUAUGCGGGCAGAUGCGGAGGAGCAGUAUGGAUUCCGCAUGGGCGAUAUUGCGCCGAGUGUCGACCGGAUGUCUGCCGCGGGUUUCGGCAAGGAUGACGGUGCGAGUGUUAGGAAGGCAUACGAAGGUGUUCGCACAGAGAUGAUCGAGGCCGCCCGCAACCACCAGAAAAUCGCCAGCAACAUCCGAGAACUCGUUGUGGCUCCCUUCCGACGCUGGAGCGACCAACACGAAUACCGUGUCCAGACCUCCCACGAUAACCUCCAGUCGCGGAUUAAGGAGCACACCAAGCAGGUCGACCUGGUCAAAAAGCUGCGCAGCCAAUACUUCAACAAGUGUCGUGUGGUCGAAGAUUUGGAAGAGGAGAACAAACUCGCCUUCCAAGAUCCUGAUAACAGCCCGAAACUCAAACCCACGCCCAAAAUUGUUCUUCCAACUCCCGAGGAAGAGCCCGAGGAGGAUCCGUAUGAGAUCGGAGAUCGAAUCUACCCUCCAGAGGAGAUCAAGAGGCUCCUGCUUCACAUGCUAGACAAUAUUAGGCUCGGUGAUGCGAAGGUUGCUAUCAUCGGUACCUAUCAGAACACCUCCUCUGGUGCAGAGAUUGUGGAGUAUAUCCAGAAUAACAUGAAUGCGACCACCCUCGCCCAGGCGGAGAGGAUUGGCCAAGAUCUAGCGGACAAUGGAUUCCUCCGCUUGAUUGGAAACAUGGGCAACACCUUCGCCAACAGCUCGAAGAUGCAUUAUCAGUGGCGCCCCAAGGUGUUCCAAAUCACCGGAAUCCCGGAGAAAAAGAAGCCUCUGAUGCGCGUUACUUCGGUGGCCUCCAGCGAAGACGGCAGUGUUGCUGAGUCCCCCAUCUCGUCAGUCCAGGAAAUGCUAGCUGGCUGGAAUCCUCUCAACAAUCCUCAUCCGAAUGAGAGCCCCGCCGAGAAGCUGCGGAGAGAGGCUUACGAGGCCGAUGAGCGAUACAAGGCCGCCAUCCGCAAACUGGACCAGAUCCGCUGCCGUCUCCAGGAGGAGGUUAUCGACAACUUGCGCUUCAUGGAGCAAUGCGAGCUUGAUCGCCUCAAGGCCAUCAAGGCUGUGGUGCUCGACUUCUCUGGUGCCAUCAGCAAUGUCAUUCCCAACCUGCAAAGUACUGUCGAUAAUAUGAUGCUGUACCAGGAGACGAUCCAGCCUCUAGGAGACCUGCGAUAUCUCCUCGAAAACUACCGCACUGGUGGCUUUGUUCCUCGCGUGCAGGCAUACGAGAACUACUAUGGCUCCGUUGAAGAGCAAAACUUCGGUGUCGAUCUCGAAGCCAGGGCUCGCGUUGACCGUAAGCGUGUGCCGAUCUUGGUCACAACCAUUUUGACUUAUUUGGACAACACAUACCCCGAUCUCGAGGGUGACGAAGCCCGGCGUGCCAUCUGGCUUCACAAUCCCCCGCUUACUCAGGCGCACCAAUUGCGUAACGCCUUGAAUAACAGCAAGGUGGAUUAUCGCGAAGUCCUCCCGAAGUUUGAGAUACCCAUUGUUGCCAGCGUUUUAAAAUUGUACCUUCUUGAAUUGCCAGACUCCCUCGUUUCUUCGCAAGUCUACGAAAUCGUCAAAACGAUUUACUCGACCACCGCUCACGAGACCACGGAAGAGGGACGGAUCAAGGUCCUGCAGAGCACGCUUGGACAGCUCCGUCUCGUCAACAUUGCUACGCUUGACGCCGUCAUGACCCAUUUCACACGCCUGGUUGACUUGACUUCAGCCGACGAGCAAUACAUUGCUACCCUGGCGCAGAUUCUGUCUCCCUGUGUUCUUCGACCUCGCACCGAGAGCAGUCUCACGAUGGAUGAGCGUCACAGCUACCGGUUGAUCCGUGAUUUGUUCGCCCACAAGGAUGCUAUCUUUGGUGAGCUGAAGCGCCAGUCGAGCGCCCUAGGUAUUUCUUCUACCUCUAGCCGUCCCCGUGCCAUCAGCACAGACGAGAGCAACCGCCGGGCAGCCAUGGAGGCUCGUCAACGCGCGAUUGUCAACCGUAGCCGGGCUACCAGCCCUGCACCUGGCGCGCGGCACCGUCGUGAUCGCUCCAGUGGUGCGUCGGCGUCGACCCGGUUCCCCAUCAAUGUGACCAGCCCGCGGACCACCGUCCGGGCUCAUGCCAGCCUGGAUGUCCCCCCCAAGAGUGAUUCCCCCGCUCCUGCUGAACAUUCUUCAAUGGUGAACACUCAAGCUGUGGAGGCUACCACCAAUGGCACCUCCACCGACUCCCCGGUCUCUGCAGCUGCCAGCGUUUCCUCGGGCACCUCAAGCCCUCCUCUGCCUGAGUCUGGCUCGGACGGCUCGCCGACUCCGACACCGACUCCUGCUCCCACAUCCAGUGAGUUCGACAGGCGCAGCUCUAUCCCUCGCUCCGCCGGUGCCCGGUAUUCCCGCAAACCCGGUCUCGGCAGCAUCUCCAGCUUCCCCACCGGCGCUGCAGUGGGUGCCUCCGAGUCGGAUAGCAAGCGGAGCAGCAUCGCCGAGAGCGAGCCUAAGGGCGUGACGCUGGAGGACAAGCCUAUGGAUGACUAA
Messenger RNA from Penicillium canariense, 2661 nucleotides. Its product is annotated as GTPase-activating protein RGD2. The coding region runs from base 1 to 2661 and encodes 886 amino acids. Gene Ontology annotation, cellular component: division septum; cytoplasm; plasma membrane. Gene Ontology annotation, molecular function: GTPase activator activity. The transcript has 3 exons. The record is from RefSeq and is a predicted model, not a curated record. NCBI's taxonomy places the organism in Eukaryota, Fungi, Ascomycota, Eurotiomycetes, Eurotiales, Aspergillaceae. Gene Ontology annotation, biological process: small GTPase-mediated signal transduction; cytoskeleton organization.